Diaporthe citri is the source of this 642-nucleotide messenger RNA. RefSeq lists its product as uncharacterized. The record is from RefSeq and is a predicted model, not a curated record. Bases 1 to 642 code for a protein of 213 amino acids. Lineage: Eukaryota; Fungi; Ascomycota; Sordariomycetes; Diaporthales; Diaporthaceae. Gene Ontology annotation, cellular component: plasma membrane. Gene Ontology annotation, biological process: urea transmembrane transport; spermidine transport; putrescine transport. The transcript has 3 exons. Gene Ontology annotation, molecular function: urea transmembrane transporter activity; putrescine transmembrane transporter activity; spermidine transmembrane transporter activity.
AUGGUGAAUGCUGCUUUGGAUCAGAGCGUCGGCUAUGGCAUUGUCAUUGGCCUGGGCGCCCUGUUUGCCGCAGGCAUGAUACUCGUCACAUUCAUUCUGAGACGAUAUAACAGCGAGCUGCAGACAUCUGAGAUGUUCAACACCGCUGGUAGGACCGUGAAGUCGGGCCUGGUUGGAUCUGCUGUGGUCUCAUCGUGGACAUGGGCAGCGACCCUUCUGCAAUCCACCGGCGUGUGUUACCGGUACGGUGUAUCUGGUCCCUUCUGGUACGCCUCAGGCGCCACUGUUCAGAUCCUCCUUUUUGCAACGCUCGCGAUUGAGUUGAAGCGGAGAGCCCCCAACGCGCACACCUUUCUCGAGGUUAUCAAGGCCCGCUACGGCACCAUUCCACACGUUGUCUUCAUGGUAUUUGGCCUCGUGACCAAUAUCCUGGUCUCUCUUAUGCUCAUUGUCGGCGGCAGCGCGACGGUCAAUGCAUUGACGGGUAUGCAUACAGUUGCAGCAAUCUACUUGUUGCCUGUCGGUGUGGUGGCAUAUACGCUCGUUGGCGGCCUCAAGGCGACUAUCCUGACCGAUUGGAUCCACACCUUCAUCCUGCUGGUCAAUUAUCGUCUUCGCCCUUACCGCCUAUGCAUCUUCUGA